This is a messenger RNA of Diospyros lotus (date-plum), 980 nucleotides long. RefSeq names its product 40S ribosomal protein S8. The transcript is spliced from 5 exons. Gene Ontology annotation, molecular function: structural constituent of ribosome. Gene Ontology annotation, cellular component: ribosome; cytosolic small ribosomal subunit. The record is from RefSeq and is a predicted model, not a curated record. Lineage: Eukaryota; Viridiplantae; Streptophyta; Magnoliopsida; Ericales; Ebenaceae. Bases 149 to 811 code for a protein of 220 amino acids. Gene Ontology annotation, biological process: translation; maturation of SSU-rRNA from tricistronic rRNA transcript (SSU-rRNA, 5.8S rRNA, LSU-rRNA).
UGGGACCAAGGCUUGGCCGUACUAUAUAUAUCGUAGUUAGGGUUUUUCUAAGCCUCUUUGUUCGCGGUAGAGGCCAAUCAGGUAAGGCAACCGAUACCGGCGGGUAGCAAGACAGAGGGCUCCGCCGUCUCGCCGCCGCUCUACAAAGAUGGGGAUUUCUCGAGAUUCGAUGCACAAGAGGCGUGCAACUGGAGGCAAGAAGAAGGCCUGGAGGAAGAAGAGAAAGUAUGAGCUUGGUCGUCAGCCUGCAAAUACUAAGCUCUCAAGCAACAAGACAGUGAGGAGAGUUCGUGUGAGAGGAGGCAAUGUUAAGUGGAGGGCCCUAAGAUUGGACACUGGGAAUUACUCGUGGGGUAGUGAAGCUGUCACCCGAAAAACACGUAUCCUCGAUGUGGUUUACAAUGCCUCUAACAAUGAGCUUGUCAGGACACAAACCCUUGUGAAAAGUGCAAUUGUUCAGGUGGAUGCUGCUCCAUUCAAGCAAUGGUAUCUUCAGCACUAUGGUGUUGACAUUGGUAGGAAGAAGAAGGCAGCUGCAAAGAAGGAAACCACUGAGGAAGGAGAAGGGGCUGCAGAGGAAACAAAGAAGAGCAACCAUGUUCUCAGGAAGCUUGAGAAGCGCCAGGAAGGCCGUAAGCUAGAUGCACACAUCGAAGAGCAGUUUGGCAGUGGAAGGCUGUUGGCUUGCAUCUCGUCCCGACCUGGUCAAUGUGGCAGGGCAGAUGGGUAUAUCCUGGAGGGCAAGGAACUUGAAUUCUACAUGAAGAAGAUCCAAAGGAAGAAAGGCAAAGGUACCAGCGCCGCUGCUUAGUUGCAAAACUGGAUUGCCAACCCAUGUGAUUUCUGUUCUUGUGCCGGAAUUUGAGUUAUUUAGCUUUGCUGCUUUUUGAUUGCUGUCUUAGGACAAAUGAGUUGAUGAGAAAAUACUGGAAGAUGUCUGAUUUCUAGCUAUAAAUGAGAGAUGAAUUUGCUUUUGCUCA